GGUUGAAUUCUAAGGAACCAAAUGUGCCUUCAAAGACCUACCAGUCUUUCAGUUGAUGCAGGUGAAAAAUCAGCUAAAAUUGGUGAUGGAAAUUCAUAGCUACCUUACCGACUGAGGGAUGGAGGAGAACCAGAGCAACAGCCAAAACUUGACAGUGGAGGGUACGAGUGAACUGGGAAAAGUUAUAGAUCCAGAUUCAGAUUCGGAUUGGGAAUGGGAUAUGAAUUCAGAUUCGGAUUCCGAUUCCGACACUCUGGGAUUUAGUAACGAUCAGGGGGAGCAGCUUCAUCAGCGUUGGAAGUGGCUGAAGUUGCCUUGGAGGCGGCCGUUGUCUUCACAUACUGUGAGAUUUAGAAAUGAUCUGGGCGAGGUCUCGCAGAGGUUGCUGCGGCGGUGGCCGUUGUCUUCCGAAGGGGAUCCCAAUCCUAUGGAUCUUCAGAAGAGGGUGAUGAAGUGGUUGGAUAAGAAGGCUCAAUUUGAUACGAAGGCUGAGGCAUCAGGACCAUCGUGUGCUCACUCUCAAAAUUUGAUUUAUAUGAAACAUCGGAAGAGGGUGAUGAAGUGGUUGAAGGAGUUGGAUAAAAAGGCUCAAUUUGAUAGGAAGGUUGAGGCAUCGAGAGCUUCGCGUGCCCACUCUCACAAUUUGAUUCGAAGCAAAACCAAUAUAGCUGGGCCUUCCACACAGUUAGAAGAUGACAGGAGUGUCCACAAAAGAAUCAAGCAGAGUGCUGAGAUAUUGAACAGGACGAAGGAUAAUGUGUGCCUUAUUAUAUCUUAUCCUCUUAUGAGCUUGCUGAACGGAGAGAGCCACAAGCAGAAUCAAUAUAAGUGGGUUCGGGACACUUUGAAGAUCAAUGAUGUGGUGAGAGAAAUGGAAGCACCUUCAAAGAAGAAAGAGAUCGAUGCUUUUAAGUUAGAGAAUCGAAUCAGUACACUGAUGACUCGUUACAUGGAUGAAAUUGAACCUUUAUUUCCCCAAGUUGUGAUUGCGAAGAGCUUUAGCGGGAUUGAUGUAGAAAGGCAUGACCAAAUAAUGCCUACGCCAAAAAGAAUAUAUAAUUUGGCAGUAGACUUUGCUAUUCGUGAAAUUUUACAACAUAUAGAAUACCCUAAAAGUCGGAAGAUUGGGAUUUCAGGAAGCCAUGGAGAAACAGUUAUUUCAGAAUUGUGGGGCGAACUACAGGAAUGUUGUAUAUUUGAUCAUGCCAUUGAUGUUGAUGCCUCAAGAUGCUCCACCAUUGAAGAGAUUAGAUUUUCAAUUGAACGGGAGUUGUUUCCCUCCACAUCAGGAGAACGGAAAUUAGAUGAAACACUGAAAGGCACAAACUUCUUCAUCCUUCUUCAUGAGGUUGGUGAAAGGGUAAAUCUUUAUGACAUGGGGACCAACUGGUGGAACUCAAAGAAAAUUCAAAAGAUAGUUUAUACAACUAAUUCUCAGAAUGUUGAUAAUGUAACAGCAGUGGGUGUAGAGAUCAGGAUGGAGAAUCAUCUGUUAUCAUGGGAAUUGUUCUGUGUGAAUGUUGGGGAAGUUGUGCAUUCUUCAGGGAUCCAACGCCUCGCCAUAAAUGUGGUUGAAAAGUGUUGUGGCCAUUUACUUGCUGUUGUUAUAAUGGCAAGAGCUUUGAAAGACGUGAAUGAUGUUUUGAUCUGGGAAUAUGCAUCUUAUACACUAGGCUUGCAACACAGAUCUCAGACAAAAGAUAGAGUCUUAUUUAAUGCAUUGGGAUUCAUGUGGGGCCGUUCAGGUUCGACAAACAAGUAUGUACGAUACUUUGUUGACACUGACAUGGAGAAUUGGGGACAGGAGGAAGUGCGUUUGAUUGAAGACUGGAGAACAAGCGGCUUGGUAGGAACAUUUGAUGAAGGUAAACAGAUUGUGGGGGAUCUUGUCAAUGCCUCCUUGUUAGAGAGUUUUCAGUAUGGAGAUUCUUAUUUUGUGCGAAACCGAAGGGAAAUUCAUGAGGAGUUAUUAAACUUCUUAAGAUUUGAAUCAUGUUCACCCUUUCUUAGGCUGGGUGGAUGGGGACUAACUGAACCACCAAAAGAUGAGGCAUGGGAAAAGGCCAGUGAGAUGCAUUUGAUGAAUAAUAAACUUUCAGAGCUACCAACGAGUCCUCAUGGCUCACAACUCAAAGUGUUGUUUUUGCAGUCCAAUCACCAUUUGAGAACUAUUCCUCCGACAUUCUUUGAAGGUUUGCCUGUCCUCCAAAUUCUUGACUUGUCCUACACUAGAAUCAGAUCUUUACCACAAUCUCUCUUUAAGUUAUUCGAACUUCGAAUUUUCCUAUUAAGAGGCUGUGAACUUUUAAUGGAGCUGCCACCUGAAGUUGGAAAACUUGGGAAUCUUGAGGUGCUCAAUCUUGAAGGCACUAAAAUUAUAAACCUACCCAUAGAUGUUGACAGACUGACAAAGUUGAAAUGCUUGAACGUGUCAUUUCAUGGAUACAGAAAAAAUCAGUCCUCUACACUGAUUCCUCGGAAUGUGAUUCAACGAUUGUUUCAAUUGCAAGAGUUAAGGAUAGAUGUGAACCCUGAUGAUGAACGAUGGAAUGCGACCAUGGAAGAUAUUGUAAAGGAAGUGUGCAGCUUAAAACAGUUGGAGGCUCUAAAAAUUUAUUUGCCACAAGUUGCACUGCUUGAUCACUUUAUGAGGAAUGGAACUUCGUCGGUAUACACAUCAUUAGUCCACUUUAGAUUUAUUGUUGGCAGUCAUCACAGCCGCAUUAUAUCUCGACUACCUAAUGGACUUGCAAUUAGAUUUGAACUCCACACAAGGAGCCUGAAGUAUGUGAAUGGUGAAGGCAUUCCAAGUCAAAUCAAGGAGGUACUCCAGCAUUGCACUGCUUUGUUCCUGGAUCGCCAUUUAACUCUCACCAAGCUAUCUGAAUUUGGGAUUGAAAAUAUGAAGAAGCUAGAAUUUUGUGUAUUGGGGGAAUGUAAUAAGAUUGAAACUAUUGUGGAUGAAGCAGAAAAUUGUAAACAACGAGGAGAUGAUGGAGAUGUUUAUGGAGAAAAUAUACUUGGGUCUCUACAAUUCUUAAGGCUUCAUUAUAUGAAGAAUUUAGUGAGCAUCUGGAAGGGACCAGUUUGGAGGGGUUGUCUAUCUAGUCUAAAGUCCUUGGCAUUGCAUGAAUGCCCACAGUUGACUACCAUUUUUACUUUGGGUUUGCUUGAAAAUCUCAACAGCUUAGAGGAGCUUGUGGCUGAAUGGUGCCCUGAAAUCAACAGCAUAGUGACCCUUGAAGAUCCUGCUGAACAUAUACCAUUCCCCUUGAGAACAUAUCUUCCUAAUUUGAGGAAGAUAUCACUUCAUUACAUGCCUAAAUUGGUCAACAUUUCAAGUGGUUUACGCAUUGCACCAAAAUUAGAAUGGAUGAGCUUCUAUAACUGUCCACGCCUUGAAACUCUGUCUGAUAUGGAAGUCUGUUGUAAUGGUAUAAAGGUGAUCAUAGGAGAGGCAGACUGGUGGAGUACAUUGAAGAGUUCAUAUUUUGGACUUGCUCAGUGGCAUAAUGUAUUUGUCCCCAUUAAAAGUGAUGCAGAUUUGGCGACUCAGAUAGAAGAAAUUGAGAAUCAGCUUCUUGCUGAGAGGCAAGAAAGAAAGCCUUCUCAACAGUCAGGUGAAGCUGAGAGGCAAGAGAGAAAGCCUUCUCAACAGUCAGGUGAAGCUGAGAGGCAAGAAAGAAAGCCUUCUCAACAGUCAGGUUCUGGUGACUUCAUGGCAGCCCCAGCAUUUGAGGCCACAACUGCCUCAAAGGAAAAGCAACUGCCUGACCCUGUUGCCGUGGAGGAGACGGACCUCAUUUUGUUGUGCCAAAGUUGGUUACAAACUUUGGAUAAUUCACCGACGGAAAAGUCCAUCAAUCGUCACUUUUUUUUGUUUUCUAUUAUUUAUUUAUUUAUUGUAAUGUGUAAUACUUAUAUGAAAAAAGAUACUCUUCCAUACUUUUUGGGGAUAAUCAUUUAUCACCAACAAAAUGCACUUUUUUCGAGGCUAUUGAAGGUUUAUAAAAUUUUCAACAGUGAUAUGUAAUCAUAGUUAAAGUUUAUAUUGACUAUGUAAUAUAUAUAUUGUUUUAGUAAACUGUAAGGGGCAUGUAGAACAUGAUUCAUGAAUAA
This is a messenger RNA of Vitis riparia (riverbank grape), 4119 nucleotides long. Its product is annotated as probable disease resistance protein At4g27220. Lineage: Eukaryota; Viridiplantae; Streptophyta; Magnoliopsida; Vitales; Vitaceae. The coding region runs from base 119 to 4033 and encodes 1304 amino acids. Gene Ontology annotation, molecular function: protein binding; ADP binding. The record is from RefSeq and is a predicted model, not a curated record. The transcript is spliced from 6 exons.